Rhodofomes roseus is the source of this 1806-nucleotide messenger RNA. RefSeq lists its product as uncharacterized. Lineage: Eukaryota; Fungi; Basidiomycota; Agaricomycetes; Polyporales; Fomitopsidaceae. The record is from RefSeq and is a predicted model, not a curated record. The transcript is spliced from 4 exons. The coding region runs from base 1 to 1806 and encodes 601 amino acids. Gene Ontology annotation, cellular component: nucleus.
AUGGCUUGCGUUACACGAGUUCCUGCUGUGGAUGGCAUGGUAGGCCCUAGCCGGACCUCUGGAAACUGCAACUCGCGCUCGUCUUCGUAUCGCCCUUAUCCCUCCCCAUCAACCUCCUCGUCGCGUUCUUUCACGCCUGGUCUGCAACGGCAGCGCGACGUGAUGGGCGCUCCCCCUCAAUUUGUCGACUCUCCGUGCGGCGCGUUACGUGUCUUCGCUUACUCCCCCCCUCAGGGCCCGCCAGGUGCCACCAUCACGGCGAACAUUGACUUCACCAUGCAGGCUGCGGACACCAUAUACCUGCGCCUCGUCCUGGGCCGUCGUGCUUUGACGACCUCCGUAAGGAGGUUGCCCGACAGGCGUUUCGAGCUGCAGGCCCGCGUACCACUCGAUGACGCCGCUGCCUCGCCCACGUCCGUGAUGUCCCUGUCCGCGCAGGCCCUGAGCAGCAACGAUGAGUUGAUCGACACCGUUACAUUUGGGAACUUCACCAUGAUGGAUUUCGCCACCAGCUACAGUCCGCCGAUCGCUGGAUACAUGUCUCACGAAGACACCCUCGACAGCUCGAUAGCCCCCAUCGUGCGCCCCUCCGGGCGCCGCGACUACCGAGAGGGCUCGUCGAUGGAGAUCUAUCCGUCGGAUCACUACAUGCAGGACUUCGGCUGCGUCCGCACGGCGCGUCCAUCCAAGAAGACCUCGCUCAUCCGCACGAGGAGAACCGUCUCUGGCGAUGACGACUCGGGGGCCAAGUGCGCGUCGCUCGUCCUGGAGACGGAAAUCGAGAGCAUGUCCAAGGACUGGGAAAAGGAGGAGUUGUCCGCCGGUCGGCGGCUCGUGCGCUUCUCCCGGUUACAGGAGGGUUCGACGCUGAAGGUCUCGUGCGCGACGGUCAAGCAGGAUGAUUACGUCGAGGGCGACGCAGUAGUCUCGUGCAUCUACCGGAAGGACACAAACAGUUGCUUCGUGACCUCCGUCGACAUCAUCCUCCUGCUCGAGCGCCUUGUCGGCCAGGAAUUCGACAUUGAGGAGAAAAACCGCAUCCGGCGGAAUCUAGAAGGCUUCCGGCCCAAGACUAUCUCCAAGAACAGGUCCGAAAGUAGCGAGUUCUUCCUCCAGAUCAUGAACUUCCCCUCGCCCAAGCCCCGGAAUAUCGAGAAGGACCUCAAGGUCUUUGACUGGGCCAUCCUCGCACAAGCGCUUGACAAGAUCAUCUCGCGUUAUACGCUCCCCUUCCCGCAGCCCAGAUCGAGGAUCCACACCCCAGAUCACUCCGUGCCCUCCUCCGUGCCGACGGGCUCCGUGUCGCCCCUGCUGCCGCCUACGUCCCGGACGCACAGUCCAGCGGAUUAUUCGCCGCACUCGAACAGGUGUAACCCUACGCCGGAGUUCCCUAGCGACGUGUACGGGAGCAGCCCCGCCGCGGGUUCGUUCCCCUACGUUCCCCCACACGACCGCGCGGCGCCUUCGCUCCUUCCGGGGGACGUGAGCAGCAGCUCCUACGAUGAUCCGGGCUUCUACGACUCCUUUUCGUACUCUUCUGGCUCCACCGCCUCCACGCCCAUGGUCGCGACGCCCUCAUGCUCUGACCCGCAGGCCACGUUCGGUGUCGACGUCCCAGAAAAGGCCUUCAUGGCCUACUCGUCCUACCCGUCGUCGUCGGACGUCCUUGGCGGCUCGCAGAGCGUCCGCAGCGACUACAUCGGGCUUGACAACGGGGCGCUCUCUUCUUCGUUCCACUCUGUCAACUUCGAUACGAUGAACCAGGUGCACCGCUCGCCAAUCCCCUCUCCCGAAUCAUACCUCUAA